GAGUGACACCACGAGAGAUGGACGCAGCCGCUGCGCUGCGGUUGUUGGUUUUGAUGGCGGCGUGUCUUCGCCCCGGCCGCCCCGAGUAUUUGACACCCCCGUACUUCAACUUGGCAGAGGGACGUCGUGUCACAGCCACCGCCACUUGCGGAGAAGGUGUUAACGAACCUGAACUUUUUUGUAAACUUAUCGGUGCCAAUUCGGACGUACUUAGGGAACAAGACAAUUUACUGAUACAAGGACAAGUUUGCGAUCAUUGUGACCCCAGCAACCCUCUCAAGACGCAUCCUCCGGAGUACGCCGUGGACGGGACAGAGACCUGGUGGCAGAGUCCUCCGUUGUCCAGAGGGUCAAAGUACAACGAGGUCAACCUCACAAUCGACCUGGGUCAGGAAUUUCACGUAGCAUACGUUUACAUAAAAAUGGCAAACUCGCCUCGGCCUGGUGUAUGGAUUUUAGAAAAAUCAGCUGACAACGGAAAAACCUAUGAGCCGUGGCAGUACUUUGCUGAUACAAAGGCAGACUGUGUGAGGUGGUUUGGACCAGACAGUCUUGAGCCUAUUAACAAAGACACUUCUGUUGUCUGUGAAACUCAAUAUUCCAAAAUUGUUCCACUCGAAAAUGGAGAGAUUUUUGUGUCUUUGCUGCUCAACCGUCCGUCAGCCAACGACUUUGUCAACUCGACCUCACUGCAGGAGUGGACCAGAGCCACCAAUGUCAGAUUCCGAUUCCUUAGGACUAAGAACCUGCUUGGACACUUGAUGGCGGUCGAAAGACAGGACCCCUCCGUCACUCGAAGAUACUUCUACUCCAUCAAAGAUAUCAGUAUUGGAGGGCGAUGUCGUUGUAAUGGCCACGCAGACUCUUGUGAGAUCACAGACCCCAAAGACGCCUACAAACUUCUGUGUAACUGUCAGCAUCACACCUGCGGCGACAACUGUGAGCGCUGCUGUCCUGGGUUUGAACAGAAGGCGUGGAGUCAGUCCAAGGCAAAUAAGCUGUUUGUUUGUGAACCAUGCAACUGUUUUGGCCACACGGAGCAUUGUGAGUACAAUGCAACCAUUGACCGACUGCAGCUCUCCCUGGACAUUCAUGGUAACUACGAGGGUGGGGGAGUGUGUCAGAACUGUAGAGACCACACAAAAGGCAUCAACUGUAACCAGUGUGAGGACGGCUACUACCGGCCUAACGGCUACCACUGGAACCAGACCGACGUCUGUCAACCAUGUCAAUGCAAUGAUCAUCGCUACACUGGCAACUGUGAAGAAGGUUCUGGGAUUUGCGAGUGCAGGGUUGAGUAUUUGGCACCCAACUGUGACGACUGCAGCUAUGGAUACUUUGGAUAUCCGAACUGUCGGCCUUGUGAGUGUUUUCUUAACGGCACCCGCAGUUAUGUCUGUGAAGCACAGGGAGGGCAAUGUCCCUGCAAACCCAACUUCGGUGGCAAGUUGUGUAGAGAGUGUAGCCCAGGCUUCUAUGGCUUCCCUGAGUGCUUGCCCUGUGAGUGUAACCCUCUGGGCAUGACUUCUGACAUCUGUGACGCAGUCAGUGGCAACUGUAGCUGCAGCAGUAACUUUGGAGGUCGGACGUGCGAUCGUUGCGGAGACGGAUACUACGACUUCCCACAGUGCAAGUAUUGUCAGUGUGAUGUGAAAGGAACAGAACCCGGAGUUUGUGACAAGUCAACAGGAGCGUGUCUGUGCAAGCCGGGCUACGGCGGACCGCGGUGUGAUCAGUGUGUGGCCGGUUACAACGGCUAUCCUGACUGUAAGCCGUGUGGCUGCAGUGAGGUCGGCAGUGCGUCCAAGGUUUGUGAUGCCUCUGGCCGUUGCCCUUGCCUAUUCAACUUUGCUGGCAAGACUUGUGAACAGUGCAGUCCCGGAUACUACAAAUACCCGGACUGCCUUUCUUGUGACUGUAAUGCCUACGGCUCCAUCGGUCUAUCGUGUGAUAACGAAGGCAAAUGCCAGUGCAAGCCACAGUUUGACGGAACCCAUUGUGAAAUGUGUAAAGAAGGACUCUACAACUUUCCACUCUGUGAAGAAUGCAACUGCAACCCGGCUGGCGUGGUUGACUCGUUCCGCGGCUGUGGCUCGGUCCCGGCCGGAGAGUUGUGUCAAUGCAAGCCCAGAGUGACUGGUCGUAUUUGUGACACUUGUCGUCCGCUCUACUACAACCUGCAGCCCUACAACCCUGAGGGAUGUGAAGAAUGUGACUGUCAUGUGGCCGGUGUGGUUGGCAACAUUGCCGAAUGUAACCCCAAGUCAGGCCAGUGUGUGUGCAAGCCUGCAGUGUCCGGACAGCGCUGUGACACAUGUGCGCCGGGCACCUAUGACUUGCGCCAGGACAACAUAUUUGGAUGUACAGACUGUGGCUGUGACGUGGGUGGUUCCGUGACCAAGGCUUGUAAUAAGGAGACUGGCCAAUGUAUCUGCCAGCCCCGCAUCACCGGACGCACCUGCAAGGAACCCCUGCAGACCCACUACUUCCCCACACUGCAUCAGUUCCUGUAUGAGGUGGAGGACGGUAUUACUCCGGACAAAACACCAAUCAGGUACAAGUACGACGAGGAUAUCUUCCCUGGAUACUCCUGGAAAGGAUACGCUGUGUUUUCACCAAUACAGAAUGAAGUGAUUCGUGACGACGUGUACAUUGUGAAGCCCUCACUUUACCGAAUGGUGCUGCGCUACGUCAACUUCAACAAUGAGACAGUGACUGGACACAUCAAGAUCACGCCCGAGAGUCAGAGCGACACGGAGCAGACGUUUGUGGUCGCGUUCAAACCCACAAGAACACCAGCGUUUGUCACUGUGGCCGGCCCCAGCAACGGAAUACCUUCACCUCUUGUCAUGAACCCUGGGCAGUGGGCUGUGUCGAUCAAAACUGAGAAGAAUUUGUUUUUGGACUAUUUCGUUCUUCUACCAGGAGCGUUUUACGAAGCAGCCAUCUUGGUAAACCAAGUAACAACUCCGUGCAAGGUGGGAGAGAUCCAUGCUUGCCGCUACUUCAGCUACCCGAAUCUAACACAGUAUGACCAGGUGCAAGGAGAAGGGGCGUACGUAAUUGAUGGAAACACACGGGAAAAUUACCUUGACUCGUUCUCGCUGGAUGUUUCGGAGCCUGACAUCGCCCCCCAUCACAAGAUCCCCAUGUUGACCAACAGCCAGCCUCAGUUGUUGUUUGACCUGCGAGUGACCAAGCCUGGGCCGCACAUGGUGCUGGUCAGCUACAUCACGCCCAGGGACCAACGUGCCAGCGUCCAGCUCGAGGUAUCUGCAAGAACUCAGACAGAGCAGGAGAAGGGGAGUGUUACGCUGCAACCUUGCGAUUACACCAUUGUGUGCAAACAUGUAGCACUCGACAAACACGGCAGAGUGGCCAUCUUCAACCUUGACUCUAACUUUGUCAGCAUCGGCUUGAAGAAAGAAGGAGAAGGAAGUGUUGCUAUUGAAUCGGUUGUAGCUGUACCUGAAGACUCGUGGAAUCUGGACUAUGUCAAGCCUAAGCCAGUCUGUGUCAGGAAGAAUGGCAAAUGUGUCCAAUCAACAUUUUACACACCUGCUGAGGCGAAAAAGAUUGAGUUUGAAGAGGGCAAUGACGCACAGUUUGCCAACAACUUGCCUGCCAACAUCUUCAGCAACACGACUGGCCUGAUAAUCCUGCGUGAGGAGGACAACGUUGUCGACAUAACAGGCAAAGUCCCGGCCCCUGGACCCUACAAGUUUGUCAUCCACUAUUACCAACCAGACCAUCCAGAGUUUGAGCUGGACGUUAUCCUACAGAACGGCCAGUUCUACGAGGCCAAGUUGCCAGUGGUCCACUGCCCAGCCACUUCGGGCUGUAGAGCUCUCGUGCGACAACCUGAUGGCAACACUGACUUCCAACUCACCGAGAACUUUGUCCUCACUCUCAAGUCACCGCCGUUCAAGAAGGUGUGGCUUGACUAUGUGCUGAUACUUCCUCUAGACACCAACGUAGAGAGAGUGAUGCCUGAGGAGGCUCUAGAUCAGACGGCAGAGUUUAUAUCUCAGUGUGGCAAAGACAGCUACUACAUCGACCAACACUCCAGAGGUUUCUGCCGAGAUGCUGUGUUCUCCAUCACAUCAGCCUACAAUAACGGAGCCUUGCCGUGCCAGUGUGACUUUGACGGAUCACUCAGUUUUGAGUGUGAACAGUUUGGUGGUCAGUGUCCCUGCAAGCCCAAUGUGAUCGGUCGCAAGUGUGAGGCCUGCAAGACUGGGUACUUCGGGUUUCCCGACUGCAAAUCUUGUAACUGUCCUUCUGAUGCUGUGUGUACUCCUACUGGUGAAUGUGUCUGUCCGAUGCACGUGGUUGGAGAGAGGUGCGAUCAAUGUGAGGCGUACACUUACGGCUACGACUCAGUGAUUGGUUGCUCUGAGUGCAACUGUAACCGCCUCGGCGUGGAGAACAGCCUGCAAUGUGACUUGUUGACCGGAGUCUGUGGAUGCAAACCCAAUGUUGUAGGGAGAACAUGUGACAGAUGCCAGGCUGGCUUUUGGCAGUUCCCGUAUUGCCAGAACUGUGACUGUGACUUGCGAGGGACUACAGAUGCUAUCUGUGAUCAAGUGACUGCAGAGUGUUUCUGUAAAGCGAACGUUUAUGGUCAAGCUUGUGAUCUAUGCAAAGAAGGAAGCUUCAACAUUCAACAGAAGACUGAAAAAGGCUGCACAGAGUGUUUCUGCUUUGGUAAGACCUCGAGGUGUACAAGCUCCAGCCUCUACAAGGAUCAGAUUAGAGACGGAGAGGGUUGGAAGUUGUCAGUGGCCAACCUCGGGAAGGUGAUCAGUUUGGAAGACACGGAUGUGAGUGUGGAGAUGAUUAGUCCGGACAACCUCGGUGCAGACUUGACUAAGGAAGUAUUCCAGAACCAAACAGUGUACUUCUCAGCCCCGGCCGCUUACCUUGGCAAGAGACUGACGUCGUACGGUGGAGCUCUCAACUACUCUAUAUUCUACACUCCUGGACCAUUUGGCUCAGCUAUGGGUGGGCCUGAUGUAAUCAUCCGAGGAGCUGAUAUCUACCUGCUACACUUUGCGCUCGAGCAGCCAGCUGCGACUGAGACAUACCCAGCAACACUUGACCUGGUAGAGAGCAACUUUGUGUUACCAUCAGGACUACCAACUACUCGGGAACAGAUGAUGCAAGUGUUGGAACGAGUGCAGGGCUUGUACAUCAGAGCUACUUACUGGGAAGACAGUGUCACUACGAGGUUGAUGAGGUUCAGCCUAGACUCUGCGUCUGACCGCUACGACCCGGUGGCUGGGUUUGCUCUGUCUGUGGAGCAAUGUCACUGUCCCGCAGCGUACACAGGACUGUCCUGUGAGGAGUGUGCGGACGGCUACUACCGCGCGGCCACAGGACCCUACGGAGGCUUCUGUGUCCCUUGUCAAUGCCACGGCCAUGCCACCACCUGCGAUAAGAUCACUGGCGUCUGCAUUGAUUGCAAGCACAACACGACUGGAGAACACUGUGAGAACUGUGUUGUUGGUUACCAUGGCAACGCAACCACAGGCACCCCCUACGACUGCCUCAUAUGUGCCUGCCCCCUCCCCAUCCCAUCCAACAAUUUUGCUACAUCUUGUGAGUUAAGUGAGGAUGGAGACAAGAUCAGCUGUCAGUGCUCUCCAGGAUAUUUCGGUGCACGAUGCGAGUCUUGCGCUGCCGGAUUCUACGGGAGACCUGAACAACCAGGGGAUUACUGCAAGCCGUGUGACUGUUCUGGCAACAUAGAUCCAUCGGACCCUCGUUCCUGUGACACAGUGACGGGUAACUGUACCAACUGUCUGCACAACACAUUUGGUGGUGCUUGCCAACUCUGCGCGCCCGGCUACUUCGGUGACGCCAAGCUGCGUGACUGCCAGAGUUGUGUUUGUGAUCGUUGUGGGACCCAGGAGUGUGAUCAUGCGACUGGACGCUGCCAAUGUCUACCCAACGUGGUCGGGGAGAAGUGCGACCGCUGUGAUGACAAACACUACGGCUUCUCUGCUUGUCAGGGUUGCAAGGCCUGCGACUGCCAGCUUGCGUCGGAGAGUUUGCAGUGUGACGAUAUCUCUGGGCAGUGUCGCUGCAAACCAGGAGUAAUGGGGCUAAACUGUGACCGAUGCGCCACUGGCUACUGGCAAUACAGCGCGCAAGGCUGUGUCUCAUGUGGCUGCAACACAGAAUACAGUAUAGGAGCCAGCUGCAACGCCAGCACUGGUCAGUGUGAGUGUUUGCCUGGAGUGGUGGGAGAGAAGUGUGACCGAUGUCCUCCACGCUGGGUCCUCAUCCCCGACCAGGGCUGCUUUCAGUGCGAGACCUGUCACCACGCACUGCUCGACGUCACCGACGACCUCCACCGCAAACUGGCCCCCAUCAGCGGCGAGUUCGAGACGGUUGCAGCCAGUUACUUCACCAACCAGAGACUCAAAUAUUUCAACGACAGCGUUGUCAAGCUGAGGCCUGAUGUCGAUGCGUUGCCUUCCAAUAAAGUGGACAUCUCUCCUUACAACAACAAGGUCAACGACAUCGAGUCUGAUGCUCGGGGACUUAACAGAAAGGCUGAGUACAAGGUAGAAGCAGCCAAGGUGUCUGGAGGUGGCAAGCUGAAGGACGAUGCCAGGGAGGUGGAGUCCUUGGUGUUGGCGACAGUCAGGACAUCUCAGGACACAGUCAGGGAGAUUCAAGACUUGGCGCUCAGCUUGGAAACAAGUUCAGGACCUCAAAUUGACCAUGCUCUGGACGAGGCGAAACAUAUCUUGGAAAAGAUCAAUGAAGUUGACUUCAGUAAUACAGAGCAAGAAGCUAUGCAGGGUAAAGACAAGGCGGCAGAUUUACUUGAUAAGAUGAGAGCAUUUGCGGGGCCUCCGGACAACAUGACUGAAGCGUUGGAGUCUCUGCGCGACCGCAUCUUCCAAGUUGACACAAAACUAAACGAUCUUCUCAACCACACACAAGUGGCACAGGACAACGCUAGGAAGGUUGAGGCACUCAAUGCCAAGAAUAGAAACUCAAGUUUAACAGGGCAUGUUAACACAGUCAAGUAUCUGACCAAGGAUGGCAACCUCACCUUGAGCGACUCUAGAGAACUUGUCAAGAACGCUUCAGCACUUCUGAAUAGUGCCAAGGCUGCUUUGAGUGAUUUGACCGACCAGCGAUCACAGCUGGAGAUAGCCAAAACAGAACUGGAGCAGAAGACGCAGGAUCAGAGUGACGGGCUGAAUAAAGUUAACGAAGUUGUGUCAGCGGCAACAACACACGCUAAUGAGCUAACGGCUCGUGCACAGCAGCUGGACCAUCUACUGACGGACACACGAGACAGUGCAGACAGUGCGAUCAAGGCGGCCAAUGCGUAUGCGGAUAUUGUCACCGCCAUCGGCAAUGCCAGCCAGGCAGCCGAGGACGCUAUCAAGGCGGCAGAUGACACCACCAGCAAGUCGGAAAACAUUGUCAGCAACAGCAAUGGAGUGAAGGAGAAGAAUGACGAGCUGCUGAAGAAGAUUUACGAGAUGGAAGAUGCUCUUAGAGCUGCGGACGGCCCGAGUAAGCAACUGGAAGCAACCAAAGACGACCUGAGCCACGUGAAACGGAUGAACAAUCACAUCAACAACACCUACAACCAAGUCAAGAGAGGGCUUGAGAACAUUCCUCAGUUGGAGUUGACGGGUGUUUACGACUCUGGAAACCUGGACGCAGUGACAGAUUCUGCCCGCAGAGCUCUAGACCAGAUUAACCAGAAUGCUGCUGACAUUCCGCAGAAACUUCAGACUGUCAAACAGCUGCACAAGGAUAACCAACAUGCUCUAGAUAACGUCAAGAUUGCAAACAACGAGUUGGACAAAGUCAACAGUAUUCUACCUGACAUGAUAGAACUCGUUGAACAGCUAAAAGAGAAACCUCAAGAGCUGAAGAAGAUGGCUGAGACAAUAAAAGAUGACCUAGAAGAUCUAAAGCAAAAAGUAAAGAUGGCUAGGGACUUAGCUAACAGAAUCAAAGUUGGAGCUACUUUCUUCCGCAACACAACUUUGGAACUGAGAAACCCAGACAGCAUUACUCACCAGGGUUUGAACUCCCAUGUCUCUGUGUAUUUCAAGACUCCAGAGCCCAACGGUCUGAUCAUCUACCUCGGAAAUGAGAAAGGCACAAGUCGCAAGAUGAGAAGAUCUAAUUCUGAUGAUUUUAUGGCUCUCCAACUGGAGAAUGGUUACCCCGUGUUGACCAUUGACCUGGGCUCGGGUCCUGAGCAGAUCAACAACAACAAGUAUGUGUCCGACGACAAGUGGUACCAGGCAGUUGUGGACAGGACUGGUAAGAGCGUUCAGUUCAAGAUAAGAGAGGAAAUCACACCAGAAUACAUCAGAGAACACCCAGUGGAACACGUUCUCAAGGGAACAUCUACUUUGCUUAACCUGGACAAGGAUCUCUCUAAACUGUUUGUGGGAGGUUUCCCAGUCACGUUCGACGUACAACCUUCGCUUAAGUCCUCUUUUGAAGGCCACAUUGAAGAGCUUGUUAUAGGUGACUCCCAAGUUGGACUUUGGAACUUUGAAGAUGCCGCUAACCUCAACAAAGGCUCUAUCGAGAGAGAUAAACUCCUCAAUGUAUCCAUGAGCACUGGUUACCGCUUCAAUGGGGAAGGAUAUGCUGUGAUUGAUGGCCAAACCUACGGGGUCAAGAAACGCUCAGACAUCAAGAUGUCGUUUAAGACCUUUGCAGAAGAUGGACUCUUGUUUUUGACCUACGGUAAACAGCCCAGGAACAAGAGACAGGCUGAGGACAACCAUAUGAUGUCCAUUGAAAUGAGAGGAGGAAAGAUUAUCUAUCAGUACUACAUGGGGACAGAGCAUGUGUUGCUACAGACAGACAGGAGUUACAACGACGGCCAGUGGCACUCGGUGUCUGCUGCUCGCAAGGGACUGGCCGGCUCUCUGGUAAUGGACAACAGACAGGACGAGGCCAAGCAAUACAGACCUUCUAGCACCCAGGGCGAAGACCUGCUGGUACAAAAGACGUUCUACUUUGGAGGAACACCAAGAGAUGUGGCUGUGGAGGGGGUAACGAACAUCGGCUUUGACGGCUGCAUAGACGAGGUCCAAGUCGGACAAACAAGUAUCGACCUCAGCAAUAACAUCAAUGUCUUUGGAGUUUCCCCCGGCUGUCCUGUCAAGUUUGCUGGGGUGAUCUCAUUUGAAGAGGGAGCCCGAGGCUAUGCCAGGUGGGGCAAUGCCACUGCAAGAGACAACAUUGUACAGCUGAUCCUCAAGAUCAAGACUACCAACCCGAACGGUCUCAUUGCCUAUGCUGUAGACGGCAGUGCUUCCUCCUCACUGCAACUGGUUGAUGGAAACAUUGUCUUCAAAAGUGGAGGACAGGAGGUAUCUAGCAGCCCAGCUACCAAGUACAACGACGGCCACUGGCACGUGAUAGUGGCUACUUCUCAGACCGGGGAACCUCUGCUGCUGGACAUCGAUGACUACGACAACUUCAAAUCACCCGACACUGCUGUAGCAAUGAGGCUGCUCUACAGCAACCUGUACUUUGGUGGUGUACCAUCACGAGUGGACGCAGCACUCGCAUUGCAGCCACAGUUCUCAGGGUGCAUCGGAGACGCGACACUCAACGGUGUCGUAGUAAACUUCGCAAACCUCACGGACACUAGUCAAGCCAUUGUCGGAAAGUGUUUGUGGGAUGAGGAGAUCAAACCACCGUUCUCCAUCCCACCUGGACGGCCAGAGCUACCAAUCUCCGGAGAGCUGCCAGGGCCGGAGGACAUUGGUGGAGCAGUGAAGGGUCCUGAAGAAGAGGAUGACAUCAGUCCUGAAGAACCACCUGAGGAAGUGUCGGACUCGCCAGUUUCAGUUGAAGUGGACAGGUUUGGGCCCCCCGCUCCAUCCACGGAGCCGCCAACGCCAGCUCCUACCCCGGUGCCGAACUGCAAAUUACCCCUGUACCCUGCCACAGACUCUGCGGUUGGACCUCAAAGUGGGGUUAGAUUUGGCACCAAGUUUGGAAGCAGAGUAGAAUAUGAUCCUCUACCAGGUCGACUGAGAAACAAAUUUGACUUUUCCGUCAAAAUAAAAACUGUUUCCACAGAAGGCAUCAUACUAUAUGUCCAUGAUCAGAAACACAUUGAUUUCAUAGCACUGUACCUUAAGGAUGGAAGGGUCCACUACGGCUACAACUGUGGGUCCGGCGCAGCGCUGCUUGAGAGCGACAACCCUGUCAAUGACGGAGAAUGGCACUCGAUACGCAUCUCACGCACGCAAACCAAUGGCAAGCUGUACAUCGACGACUUCCUUGUACGCGAGGGAGAGUCCAAGGGAAGCACAAAGACUAUCAACGUCCUUCCUCCCGUCUAUCUAGGAGGCAUUGACCCCAAGAUCUCUGAUAACACCAAGACUAACCUUAAGGGUCUGAACCAUACAUUUGAAGGUUGCUUGAAGGACUUCAGCUUAAACGACAAACCAAUUACAUCUCCGUCCAAACCCAUCGGAGUCAUCCCCUGCUCGGACAAUGUUGAGGUGGGAGCCUUCUUCUCACCCGAGGGUGGCUACAUCAAAUUCUCUGACAAGUUCCGAGUUGGAGUGGAGAUUGACAUCAAGCUUGAGAUCAAACCUCGUGACCUGUCUGGAAUGUUAGUCUCUGUGCAUUCCAAAAAGGACUACCUGUUGCUGCAGAUGAUUGAUGGGACAAUACGCUUCAGUGUGGACAACGGCAAAGGGGAGAUCUGGGCAGCGUACAAGCCACCUACCCCUCACUACUUCUGUGAUGGGCAAUGGCACAAUAUACAGGCUGUGAAGUCAAAGAACGUUGUUAGUUUAUCAGUUGACAAGACCUUUGUGGAACCUGGUAUUGGAACAUCAAGUUCAACGGAUACUAAACAUCCGCUGUACAUCGGAGGGCAUCCGAUCAAGAGCAAAGGACUGCGUGGGUUGUUGACCAACGCUCAGUACGUCGGGUGUAUACGCAAUUUGGAGAUCAACGGACGGCAAGAGGCUCUCAACCGACUGCCUACGUACGGCAAUGUCACUCAGUCUGUCUGUCCCACAAUAUAAACAUCACACUCAAGAGAGAAAGAACAUGUUUGCUGACUUCAGAACCUGAGGAAAUGUUGCGAUGGGGGAAUGAAUAUUCAGAAAAUAUAAAAUCUACAGAUACAGUCAGAUUUAUUUGCCCUUUCAUCUGUUGUGAGGUCAAAUUUUAAAAUCAUGUAACCUUUCAUAUAUUUACUAUCUCACCGACGCAAAAAUUUGUUGUGUGAAACUUUUUAAGCUGAACUAACCUUAUUAAAUAUCUGCCUGAAUUAAGUAUUUUUUAUUGUUAGCAACGAUAUUGCAAUGCUUCAAAGUGCGGAUGAUUUAGAACCUAACUACAUUGUUUGUUCAUCCAAUCAUCCUAAUAUGUGUCUUUUGAAUAAUCCUCUGAAUUGUAAAUAAUCUUGGCGUUCAUUACCUUAUGACGCAAUUACCCUUUUUUAUUAUUACGAGAUACUUGAUAUAUUAUGUAGGAAAGUAAUAUAAACCUCUAGACUUUCCUAAAUUUUUGAAGUUAUUAAACUUAGUUUUUUAUCUCCUUUCUUACCCUAUUACCUUAUUAUUAUUUGCUUUAUUUAGUUUAUCUUUUUGCAACACCUUAAUCACUUUAAUUGAUUAUCAUAGUUUGUUUAUUCAAUAAAUAAUAUU
This is a messenger RNA of Macrosteles quadrilineatus (aster leafhopper), 11681 nucleotides long. It is a transcript of the gene LanA, whose product is annotated as laminin subunit alpha. Bases 18 to 11054 code for a protein of 3678 amino acids. The record is from RefSeq and is a predicted model, not a curated record. Gene Ontology annotation, molecular function: signaling receptor binding. Gene Ontology annotation, biological process: regulation of cell adhesion; regulation of embryonic development; cell adhesion. Lineage: Eukaryota; Metazoa; Arthropoda; Insecta; Hemiptera; Cicadellidae. The transcript is spliced from 62 exons.